AUGAUUGUUCGUUCGUCAAUUGCUCUACUUUUAAUAUGUAUUCUAUUUAUUCAUACAUUAUAUGCAAUUAAUCCAGAAUAUUUUCGUCAACAUAAUCAAGAACAACAAUUAUCAUCAUUAAUUAAAGCCAUGAAUAAACAGUUAUCUGAUCAACAUUCAGAUAUAGUUUCAUCGGAACAAAAUGAUAAUGACGACGACGAUGAUGAUGAUGAUCAACAACCAAUAAAACGUAAUAAAUAUCCAAAUUUUCAUCUUAGCCCAUUAUGGUUAUCACGUCGAACACGUACAAAUCGCUUCUAUGGAAAACCAUUGUGGAUUUCUCGAACAGGAUAA
Rotaria sp. Silwood1 is the source of this 333-nucleotide messenger RNA. The record is from the annotation of a GenBank genome assembly. Lineage: Eukaryota; Metazoa; Rotifera; Eurotatoria; Philodinida; Philodinidae.